Molecule: messenger RNA, 6793 nt
Organism: Salvelinus fontinalis (brook trout)
Lineage: Eukaryota; Metazoa; Chordata; Actinopteri; Salmoniformes; Salmonidae
Product: zinc finger protein 513
Exons: 5
Coding region: 590-2170 (526 amino acids)
Biological process (GO): regulation of transcription by RNA polymerase II
Molecular function (GO): DNA-binding transcription factor activity; RNA polymerase II cis-regulatory region sequence-specific DNA binding
Source: RefSeq, a predicted model, not a curated record
GCGAAAACAGCUUCAUCUCGUGUGAUUCUUUACAGGUUGUUACCAUUCGGCUGCUCCAGUAGUACCCUAUAUGAAAUCCCUUAUCUAAAGUUCCAAUCAUAGUUAACCCCCGCCUCUCUCUCUCCUGUUAGAGAGUAACUCCACCUGGUGGUAAAAUCCAGUGUCAGGUAAAUACAUAUGUGUUUUACAGAGGCCUGCACAAUAACAGGUGUAGAAUAUUGUUAUUACAUUAUAGCAUUAUUAGGAGUUUAACGUCACCGUUUAUGAUGUGUGCUGUAUGAGGUCUAUUCGCAUGCGCAAUAAUUCAACAAUAAACUUGAAAGUUGAAAAAGAGGCUUCUUAAAAAAAAAAAAAAUCUUCAAAGUCAAAUGUUAACUGACUACAUUUGAAUGACUACAAGACCCAAGAUCCGGAAGUAUAUUAAAAAAAUAACUCUGACGUCACCCCCCACGAACUCGCAGUAUGUACACAUUGGACCCUCGAGGAAGUUAGAAGAGGGAUAUGACAAGCCUACACGCCGUAUAGACCAGUGAUUCGCCACCAGCCCACAGAGGGAACUGCGACUAACCGACAGCGAGGAAGACGAAGAAUGCCGAGGAGAAAACAAUCGAACCCACAGCCCGUCAAAUUAGACGGUGUGGAGUGUGAUCCAGGUUGCCUGGUUCUGGACAGUGACUUCCUGCUUAGUGGAGAGCUCUGUGAGUUUGAUGACACAGAGAUCAUGGGGCUGGACAGAGACACAGGUAUGACAGUGUUCUCUCUAAGUGAUGACUGCACCAGCCUUCCAGCUUCGGGUGACUCAGCCUUCCCAGCAUUCCUCUCCUGUAAGGGGUGUCGCCAAUUGAUGGGGGCCGACCUUGACCUGGGAGCAGGACUUGACUUGGGGGCGGGACUCUACUGCCUGAGCUGCGAAGAGGGCCUCCAAUCAGAAUCACACACAGCCAUGGAGGAUACCUCACAGGGGGAGGAGUCAACCCCGGCUGUCCAAUCCAGUGGGGGGAAGGACAGGAAGAGGAAGAGGAGUAAGGCGGGUGACGAAGAAGUCUGUAUGAAGCUGUACGCGUGUUCUCUGUGUAGUUUCUCCUCUCGCUACUCCAACCAUCUAAAACGCCACAUGAGAACGCAUGACGGAGAGAAGCCUUACCGCUGUCCCCACUGCCCCUACGCCUCUACGCAGAGGGUCAACCUGCAGAGACACACACGCACACACACCGGGGAGAAGCCCUACCUCUGCAACGCCUGCAGCUAUGCCUGUAGUUCCCUGGGGAACCUGCGGAGGCACCAGCGCUCGCACAGCCAGGAGCCUCAGCCCCGGCCGCAACGCACACUGAAGAGACGCAGCAGACGAAAACACACACACAGAGAAAAUGGUGAAGAUGCCGUUUUGUCAGACCUGACAGUGUGUGCUAGGGAGGACUCUGAUUUCCUUCAGUCCCUUGGGGGGGUAGCCUCUCCCUCCUCCUCCCCCCGUCUCCCCCCCUCCGCUCCUCUCCCCGACCUCCUCUUCCCCCUCUGCUGUCGUUCCUGUGGCCUCACCCUGGAAGGAGAGACAGAGGCGGAGGGCAGAGGACAGAUGUGUAGUCAAUGUUCUGAGUUUGUCCUCUCUAAGGAUAUAGGCUCCUCCAACCCCACUGACAGAGAAACACCUGGUGACACAGACUCACACCCAGUCCGGCCGGGGGCCAGUAAGCUGUACCACUGUCCUCUCUGCCCCUUCCUCUCCCUCUACCCCAACCACCUGGCCCGACACGCCCACACCCACAGCGGGGAGAAGCCCCACCGCUGUCCCCAGUGCCCCUACGCCUCGGCCCACCUGGACAACCUGAAACGUCACCUCCGGGUCCACACGGGGGAGAAGCCUUACCGCUGUCCCCAGUGCUCCUACGCCUGCGGGAACCUGGCCAACCUGAGGCGCCAUGAGAGGAUUCACUCUGGAGCCAAGCCGUUCCACUGCUCUGUGUGUGGCUACAGCUGUAACCAGAGUAUGAACCUGAAGAGACACAUGCUGAGACACACAGGGGAGAAGCCGUAUGGCUGUGCUGAGUGUGACUACACUACGGGACACUGGGACAACUACAAACGCCAUCAGAGGAAACAUGGACACAACACCGACAGCUGGGACAAACACACACACCAGGACACUACAGCAGACAGCAACACUCAGCACUGAGACACACACACACACACACACAGCACUGAGACACACACACAGCACAGAGACACACACACACAGCACUGAGACACACACACACAGCACAGACACACACACAAACACACAGCACUGAGACACACACACACAGCACUGAGACACACACACACAGCACUGAGACACACACACACACACACACAGCACUGAGACACACACACAAACACACAGCAACACACAGCACUGAGACACACACACAGCACUGAGACACACUCACACACACAGCACUGAGACACACACAGCACUGAGACACACUCACACACACAGCACUGAGACACACACAAACACACAGCAACACACAGCACUGAGACACACACACAGCACUGAGACACACACACACAGCACUGAGACACACACACACACACACACACACACACACACACACACACACACACACAGCACUGAGACACACACACAGCACUGAGACACACACACACAAACACACAGCACUGAGAGACACACACACACACACAGCACUGAGACACACACAAACACACAGCACUGAGACACACACAAACACACAGCACUGAGACACACACACACACACACACAGCACUGAGACACACACACACACACAGCACUGAGACACACACAAACACACAGCACUGAGACACACACAAACACACAGCACUGAGACACACACACACAGCACUGAGACACACACACACAGCACUGAGACACACACACACACAGCACUGAGACACACACACAGCACUGAGACACACACACACACACAGCACUGAGACACACACACACAGCACUGAGACACACACACACAGUACUGAGACACACAGCACUGAGACACACAGCACUGAGACACACACACAGCACUGAGACACACACACACAGCACUGAGACACACACACACACACAGCACUGAGACACACACACACACACAGCACUGAGACACACACACACACACAGCACUGAGACACACACAAACACACAGCACUGAGACACACACAAACACACAGCACUGAGACACACACACACACAGCACUGAGACACACACACACACACACACACAGCACUGAGACACACACACAGCACUGAGACACACACACAGCACUGAGACACACACACACACACACACACACACAGUACUGAGACACACACACAGCACUGAGACACACACACACACACACACAGCACUGAGACACACACACACAGCACUGAGACAGACACACAGCACUGAGACACACACACACAGCACUGAGACACACACACACAGCACUGAGACACACACACACACACACAGCACUGAGACACACACACACACACACACAGCACUGAGACACACACACACACAAACACACAGCACUGAGACACACACAAACACACAGCACUGAGACACACACACACACAGCACUGAGACACACACACACACAGCACUGAGACACACACACACACACAGAGAGCUGAGACACACACACACAGCACUGAGACACACACACACACAGCACUGAGACACACACACACACACACACACACACACACACACAGCACUGAGACACACACACACACACACAGCACUGAGACACACACACACACACACAGCACUGAGACACACACACACACACAGCACUGAGACACACACAAACACACAGCACUGAGACACACACACACACACACACAGCGCUGAGACACACACACACACACACAGAGCUGAGACACACACACACAGCACUGAGACACACAUACACACACAGAGCUGAGACACACACACACAGCACUGAGACACACACACACACACACACACACAGAGCUGAGACACACACACACAGCACUGACACAUACACACACGACCACAGACCAACACUGAAUUCAAGAAGCGGAACCAUAACCGGGGAGAGGUGUGUGUGUGUGUGUGUGUGUGUGUGUGUGUGUGUGUGUGUGUUGCAAUGGUGACCCCCGACCCCUAUCUCUGCUCUCCCUCAGAGGGGCGGGACUUAUCUCAGGAACCUUUUAGAGGUGGAGCUACAUGUGCUGGUUUCCUGGAUCUGAACACUCCACUGGUCUUAGGGCAUUAAAUGGUGUGUCUGUGGGAUUCAAGAUUCAUCCUUUUUUUUUUUUGAAUGGUUAAAUGUUGUUUUUAAUAAAGUAGAUGCAUUUUUUGAAAAUGUAUGUUUUGAUUGAGAUUUAGGCCAUUUCUAAAUUGUAUAUUCCAAAACAAAAAAAAAUCCUUCUGUAAAGAAUGUAAUUGUGAAACAGAUAAAGUUUAUUUUUGCAACAAAUGAUGAUAUAUUUUAGUUGAUUUGAACAAUGUUUCACAGAAAAUAGUAUUGGCAGACCACGUUGCAUUCUCACUGGAGACGAUGUCUAGCACACCUUAGCAGUUUCAAAAUGUUUAGGAACAGAAAUGGAGAGUUUGAAGUCUGUCCCUUUUGCUUCCAUUUGCCUCUUCGUAAAUACACCCCUGCUGAUUGUAAGGCUACUCAGAGAACAGACAGGACCCCUGCUGAUUGUAAGGCUACUCAGAACAGACGGGACCCCUGCUGAUUGUAAGGCUACUCAGAACAGACGGGACCCCUGCUGAUUGUAAGGCUACUCCGAGAACAGACAGGACCCCUGCUGAUUAUAAGGCUACUCAGAGAACAGACAGGACCCCUGCUGAUUGUAAGGCUACUCAGAACGGACAUGACCCCUGCUGAUUGUAAGGCUACUCAGAGAACAGACAGGACCCCUGCUGAUUGUAAGGCUACUCAGAGAACAGACAGGACCCCUGCUGAUUGUAAGGCUACUCAGAACAGACGGGACCCCUGCUGAUUGUAAGGCUACUCCGAGAACAGACGGGACCCCAGCUGAUUGUAAGGCUACUCAGAGAACAGACAGGACCCCUGCUGAUUGUAAGGCUACUCCGAGAACAGACGGGACCCCUGCUGAUUGUAAGGCUACUCAGAGAACAGACAGGACCCCUGCUGAUUGUAAGGCUACUCCGAGAACAGACGGGACCCCUGCUGAUUGUAAGGCUACUCAGAGAACAGACAGGACCCCUGCUGAUUGUAAGGCUACUCAGAACAGACAUGACCCCUGCUGAUUGUAAGGCUACUCAGAACAGACAGGACCCCUGCUGAUUGUAAGGCUACUCAGAACAGACAGGACCCCUGCUGAUUGUAAGGCUACUCAGAGAACAGACAGGACCCCUGCUGAUUGUAAGGCUACUCAGAACAGACGGGACCCCUGCUGAUUGUAAGGCUACUCAGAGAACAGACAGGACCCCUGCUGAUUGUAAGGCUACUCAGAGAACAGACAGGACCCCUGCUGAUUGUAAGGCUACUCAGAACAGACAGGACCCCUGCUGAUUGUAAGGCUACUCAGAGAACAGACAGGACCCCUGCUGAUUGUAAGGCUACUCCGAGAACAGACGGGACCCCUGCUGAUUGUAAGGCUACUCAGAGAACAGACGGGACCCCUGUUGAUUGUAAGGCUACUCCGAGAACAGACGGGACCCCUGUUGAUUGUAAGGCUACUCAGAACAGACGGGACCCCUGCUAAUUGUAAGGCUACUCAGAGAACACACAGGACCCCUGCUGAUUGUAAGGCUACUCAGAACAGACAGGACCCUUGCUGAUUGUAAGGCUACUCAGAACAGACAGGACCCCUGCUGAUUGUAAGGCUACUCAGAACAGACAGGACCCCUGCUGAUUGUAAGGCUACUCAGAACCGAUGGGACCCCUGCUGAUUGUAAGGCUACUCAGAGAACAGACAGGACCCCUGCUGAUUGUAAGGCUACUCAGAACAGACGGGACCCCUGCUGAUUGUAAGGCUACUCAGAGAACAGACAGGACCCCUGCUGAUUGUAAGGCUACUCAGAGAACAGACAGGACCCCUGCUGAUUGUAAGGCUACUCAGAACAGACGGGACCCCUGCUGAUUGUAAGGCUACUCCGAGAACAGACAGGACCCCUGCUGAUUGUAAGGCUACUCAGAGAACAGACAGGACCCCUGCUGAUUGUAAGGCUACUCCGAGAACAGACGGGACCCCUGCUGAUUGUAAAGCUACUCAGAGAACAGACAGGACCCCUGCUGAUUGUAAGGCUACUCCGAGAACAGACGGGACCCCUGCUGAUUGUAAGGCUACUCAGAGAACAGACAGGACCCCUGCUGAUUGUAAGGCUACUCAGAACAGACGGGACCCCUGCUGAUUGUAAGGCUACUCAGAACAGACGGGACCCCUGCUGAUUGUAAGGCUACUCAGAACAGACGGGACCCCUGCUGAUUGUAAGGCUACUCAGAGAACAGACAGGACCCCUGCUGAUUGUAAGGCUACUCAGAGAACAGACAGGACCCCUGCUGAUUGUAAGGCUACUCAGAGAACAGACAGGACCCCUGCUGAUUGUAAGGCUACUCAGAGAACAGACAGGACCCCUGCUGAUUGUAAGGCUACUCAGAGAACAGACAGGACCCCUGCUGAUUGUAAGGCUACUCAGAGAACAGACAGGACCCCUGCUGAUUGUAAGGCUACUCAGAGAACAGACAGGACCCCUGCUGAUUGUAAGGCUACUCAGAGAACAGACAGGACCACAGUAACUGUCUGCACAUUGUGCCUUCUACAUCUCUAGUACUGAAAUAAAGACUUUUGACUGAA